CCAGUCAGUACUCACUUCCUGUGUAACACGAGGCUCCGCCCGGUCUACCGGCAUUUUCGUUGCGUCAGCUGUCAUUUAGACCGCCAAUUCGAAUCGGAUUACCUUAAAACAUCACACAUUUCAAAGGAUUUAUUUUCACAACGCGAAAAGAUCGAUUUUUAUAUAGGAUAACGGUGACUUUGUUGUGCUUUUUUGACACGAGAGAAACAUAAUGGCGCCGAGGCAUCAGCGGGACAGCUCAUCACUCUGACCCGGGAGCUCGCGAUACCCGGCUUUUAGCGAUCAGUUUUAAACCUUAAUCCGCUACAUAUCACACAUAAGUAAAUAGGCUCGAGGGAAGAGUUAACUCCCUAAUCAUUUGGAGCUAGUUUAUCGUAAUACGCAUCUGUCCAACAUCUUGACUGAAAUCGAUAGUCGCCGAGUGGCAUCGCGUGACAAACCCCGUCCAAGAUCAGACUCUACGUAAGUUACGUUCCUUCAGACGAUUGCGCAAAUUCGCUCGCUUGACGCGUUUAGCUGUUUUCAGAAGUCUGGAGUGUGUGAUAUGCAUCAGCGAGGGUCGCUUGUCUCUCCGUUGCUCAGUGGUGUUUUCUGUCAGUGCCGCUCUGAGUUUCAGGGCUCUGAUCCUGGAGGUGGUGCGGACUCAUCACAUCCCGCAACAUCGCACUCCGAGCACGCCCACGACGAGUCCUGCGACUCCCCGCAUCAAUGCACGGUCUGUGGGGGUCCCGAUCAGGAGCACAGGCUGAAAGUGCUUUUCCAGAUCCUGGAUGUCAACGGAGACGGAGGCAUCUGUGUCAACGACCUGACCAUAGGGCUGAAAAAGCUGGGCGUUCAUCGCACUGAACAUGAACUCAUGAAAAUUGUCAAGGCUGGAGACAAGGACCUCGAUGGUCAGUUAGACUUUGAGGAGUUUGUGCACUAUCUGAGAGACCAUGAGAAGAAACUGAGGCUGGUCUUCAAGAGUCUGGAUAAAAAGAACGACGGUCACAUAGAUUCCCAGGAGAUCAUGCAGUCAUUAAGAGACCUUGGGGUACAUAUAUCUGAAGAACAGGCUGAGAAGAUCCUCAAGAGUAUGGAUAAAAAUGGCACAAUGACGAUUGACUGGAAUGAAUGGAGAGAUUACCACCUUCUUCACCCUGCUGAAAACAUUCCUGAAAUCAUCCUCUACUGGAAACACUCCACGAUAUUUGACGUGGGUGAAAGUAUGAUAGUCCCUGAUGAGUUUACGGCGGAGGAGAAGAAAACAGGCAUGUGGUGGCGACACCUGGUAGCAGGAGGCGUGGCAGGAGCUGUCUCUCGGACCUGUACCGCACCUCUGGACCGCCUGAAAGUUCUCAUGCAGGUUCAUUCGUCACGGAGCAACACCAUGGGAAUCUUUGGAGGAUUCACCCACAUGAUCCGUGAGGGUGGAUUUCGAUCGCUAUGGAGAGGGAACGGUCUCAAUGUAUUGAAGAUAGCACCCGAAUCUGCAAUCAAGUUCAUGGCGUAUGAGCAGAUCAAACGUCUGAUUGGCAUUAAUCAGGAGACAUUGGGGAUCUUGGAGAGGUUGGUUGCUGGGUCUCUGGCUGGAGCUAUUGCUCAGAGUAGCAUCUACCCAAUGGAGGUUUUAAAAACCCGACUUGCCCUGGGAAGGACGGGUCAGUACAAUGGUAUCGUGGACAGUGCUAAACACAUAUUUAAGAAGGAGGGCGUGGCAGCUUUCUACAAAGGUUAUAUUCCCAAUAUGCUGGGUAUCAUCCCGUAUGCUGGAAUAGACCUGGCAGUUUAUGAGACGCUCAAGAACUCGUGGCUGCAGAAGUUUGCCACAGACAGUGCUGAUCCGGGUGUGUUUGUGCUGCUAGCGUGUGGUACAAUGUCUAGUACUUGUGGACAGUUAGCAAGCUACCCAUUAGCCUUAGUGAGGACACGUAUGCAAGCUCAAGCGUCAGUGGAAGGCGGCCCUCAGAUGACAAUGAGCGGUCUCUUCAGACACAUUGUACGGACAGAGGGCGCUAUUGGACUCUAUAGAGGCUUGGCACCAAACUUUAUGAAGGUCAUACCUGCCGUCAGUAUAAGCUACGUGGUGUAUGAGAACUUAAAAAUCAACCUCGGUGUUCAGUCCCGGUGAGAGGAAUCUAAGGACUGUUCAUAAUAGUUUUGGUUUUACUCUUUCAUUUUCAUUUGGACUAGAAAAAUAAGUUGUCCAGAAGGGCCGGUUUGCACUCAGGAGGAAGUGAAACAUCAGUUGGCCAAAAAAGAGCCUGCAUGAUGGAAUAAGGAGACCCAAGGUUUUACUUUCAUCUCAUCAGUGAAUAACUAGAAUAUUGAAUAACAGAAACAUAUUAAAGGCAUAGCUCAUCUAAACAUGAAAGUUAUGCCAUCACAUACUCAACCUUACUUCAUGUUGUUCCAAUUCUGAAUGACCUUUUGUCUUCAGUGGAACACCAGAGACCAAGAAUAUGCAAGACCUCUUUAAAAUAAAUUAGUUAUAAAAUUAUUCAGAGAUCUCAUAAAAGCUUUAGAGUAAAGAAAACUGGAGAUAAAAUGGCUGCAUCCAUCAGUUAAUUUAUUUCAGUGACGUAACUGGAAUUUCAUGCACUAAAAAGGCUUGACCUGGUCUUAAUAAUCCAGAUCUGAUCUCUUUGGCUAAUAUAAAUAUCAUUCCACUGGAUGGCAGUGUUCAAUAUCAGCAGGAUAAACUUCUGUUCAGACAGUUAUAAGAUCACACAAAUUUAACAUUUUGCUCACAGAAUUAGAUUUUUUAUUAGCUGGAAAACCUAAUGUCUCGCAUAUUGAAAUAAGUAACGUGUGCAUCAAAAGGAGGAUGUAAGGGACAAAUAACCUCAUUUUAAUCAUCUAUGUUUAAAUAAUCUAAUGGUCCAAAAAGAACAUUGUUUAGCUUUUUUAAUUUUAAUUUAUUUUUCUAUAUUGUUUAUUUAUUUUCAUUCAUAAGGUUGCUGUAUGUACAUGUACGCAGUCCUCAUGGUGAUUGACAACUAAUGUGGUGUUAACUCUUUACCAUGAUUGCCUAAAGUUAGGUUGUUUGGACAAGUUCAAAUUAGAUUUUCUUCUCAUUUUAAGUUGCCUGGUUUUGCAAAUUCAUCACCAGACUACUACUGUGUAAAUAUCCCAUAUUUCCAACCAGUGUUAGUUUGCAAUAAUAACACUCUUAUUUCAAUUCACUUAGUCAAGGAAUGUAUUUAAGCACUUUAUUUUAGUGAAAUAAAUAACCAGACUUGAAUUUUCUUUAGCAGGAUUUACAAUGGAAUGGUGGUGGAAUGAUUGUAUUCAGUAGUUGUAGUGUUUGUGAUUUAGGUUGACCAUCUUUUUUAGCAUUUGCGUUUCAUUUUUGGAUCACUUUAGUGCUAAAAUGCUUCAGAUUUAAAAACACUACAAAUGCACUUGUUCUUGGCCUUGACAAGGCACCAAGAUGCGCAUUUACAUCAACAAAGCAAAACUGCUUUUGCAUGUCAAGACCUAAAACCCACUAGUUUGAGGGGUUGUCGCCCUUUGUAAUUCUACAAGACCUUAGUAUUAAUAUAGUUGCCUUAUUUAUGAAUAAAGCUGCGUUUAGACUCUGAGGGAAAAUGAAAAAUGACGACUGAAAUAUUUUUCUAAAGAUUUGAUUCUCAGGGAGACUUUGUGGUCUCGGAAACUCCUGUGCAGUUUUGCAUUAAAGAUGAGCAAAUGGCUGUUAUUUUUUUCCGGUGAGCUCUGAAACGUGCUCCAUAGUGUAUUUAACUUGUGCGGACAGUUUCAGUUUGUGCACACAUAAAAACAGUUUGCGUUGUCUCAGUUAUUAGAAGAGAACAGUUUAAAUCCAUGAAAAAUCGCUAGGGCAGUCACUUCGCUUCUGUGUGCUGAUGGUGGUUGAACUAAACUCGGCUGUGGCUCUACUCCCUCUGAAUCAAUUCAGUCUUUGUACCGCAUGUAUGUGUUAUGUCUAAAUAUGCACAGAUUGCACUGCAGAGUCUUAAUGGGGCUUUUAAAGCUGUGUUGCUUGCCCUAAAAUGGAUGGAUGUAGCUUUUUGUCAAUGUUGUGUUUUGCAUUUUGCACAUUUUCUCCACUUUUUCUCAUAGGAGAAGUUUGUGUGGUCAUCCUGAAACUAAAGGCUUUAGAUUUGUAUGCGAUUGUGGCGUUUUACACAAUCAAUGAAUGCCCCUCUCUGAGACUACCUGAAUCUAUAGCCUUGUUGUUCUGCUGUUCAGAAGCCACGUUGUGGCUUUCUGUGAGUUGAAAUGCACAGCGUUUGCCACACAUUUAUCUUAAUGUACUGUUCCUGGAGUUCCCUGAGUAAAUAUGUUGAAAAUAUAUCUAAACAUAUCUAGAUGUGAUGACACAUCGGCAACGUUUUAGUGGAUGUUGAAAAGUGCAAAAACAAUGCAAAAAUGUUUACUGGACAAUAAAAGAAACCGAUAUAUGUUGUCGAAUGGAUACAUUGAAUGUAGAGUGAAAAUAUUUAUGUUUGUAAGGUGACUUUAAUAAAGUUAUUCUUGAUUCUG
Molecule: messenger RNA, 4485 nt
Organism: Triplophysa rosa
Lineage: Eukaryota; Metazoa; Chordata; Actinopteri; Cypriniformes; Nemacheilidae
Gene: slc25a25b
Product: solute carrier family 25 member 25b
Biological process (GO): transmembrane transport
Cellular component (GO): mitochondrial inner membrane
Molecular function (GO): calcium ion binding; ATP transmembrane transporter activity
Source: RefSeq, a predicted model, not a curated record